CCUGGGCGGAUGAGGUCACUCUUUGUGGUGGCUGCCGUUGGCAAGAUGGCGCCGGUGCUGGCGGAGAAGAAGCUGCUGGGGCCGGACGGGCCCGUGGCCGCCGAGUUCGCCAGCGAGGAGGACGAAGGGCAGAGCCUUUGGCACUCAAUACUGAGUGAAGUUGCCACACGAUCCAGGUCUAAAUUACCCACAGGCAAAAAUAUUCUUGUCUUUGGUGAUGAUGGCUCAGGCAAAACAACACUAAUGACUAAAAUCCAAGGAGCAGAGCAUGGGAAGAAAGGAAGAGGCCUGGAAUACCUGUACCUAAAUAUCCAUGAUGAAGACAGAGAUGAUCAGACCCGUUGUAACGUCUGGAUUCUUGAUGGGGACUUGUACCAUAAAGGGCUCUUGAAAUUCGCUGUUUCAGCAGAAUCGCUGCAAGAGACCCUUGUCAUUUUUGUGGCAGAUAUGUCUAGACCAUGGACUGUUAUGGAAUCCUUACAGAAAUGGGCAAGUGUAUUGCGUGAACAUAUUGAUAAGCUGAAAAUCCCCCCUGAAGAGAUGAGAGAUAUGGAACAGCAAUUUGUGAAGGCUUUUCAGGAAUAUGUAGAACCUGAAGAUGGGUAUCAGGGGUCACCGCAGAGAAGAGGCCCAUCAGGACAAGAUGAUGAAAAUGUAAUUCUACCACUUGGAGAUAAUGUUCUGACUCACAACCUCGGCAUCCCUGUGAUAGUAGUUUGUACAAAGUGUGAUGCAAUGAGUGUAUUAGAAAAGGAACUUGACUACAGAGAAGAACAUUUUGACUUCAUUCAGUCGCACAUUCGUAGAUUCUGCUUACAAUAUGGUGCAGCCUUGAUCUAUUCAUCAGUUAAAGAGGAAAAGAAUCUUGAUUUGUUAUAUAAGUACAUUGUACAUAAAACAUAUGGCUUUCAUUUUAUCACACCUGCCUUAGUGGUAGAAAAGGAUGCAGUUUUCAUACCUGCUGGCUGGGACAAUGAAAAGAAAAUUUCAAUUCUACAUGAAAACUUCACAACAGUGAAACCAGAAGAUCCAUAUGAAGACUUCAUUGUAAAACCUCCUGUAAGAAAGUUAGUUCAUGAUAAAGAACUUGCAGCAGAAGAUGAACAAGUGUUUCUUAUGAAGCAGCAGUCUCACCUUGCCAAGCAGCCAGCCACACCUACAAGAGCUUCUGAAUCUCCUGCACGAGGGCCUUCCGGAUCACCAAGACCCCAGGGCAGGGCAGGCCCUGUCACUGUCCCCAGUGCCUCGCCAAUAGCAUCUGUUAAGAAGCCAGAUCCAACAAUUAAAAAUAACGCUGCAAGUGAAGGUGUGCUAGCCAGCUUCUUCAACAGUCUCUUGAGUAAAAAGACUGGCUCUCCUGGGAGUCCUGGUGCCGGAGGAGUGCAGACCACAGCCAAAAAAUCAGGGCAAAAAACGGUUUUGACGAAUGUCCAAGAAGAACUGGAUAGAAUGACUCGCAAACCAGACUCUAUGGUAACGACCAACUCCUCUCCGACAGAGAACGAAGCUUGAUUAAUGCUUGAACCUGCAUAUGUAAAUGACCAAAUAACUAUGUACAUUGAUCUGAUAAGACCAGGAGUUCUCUGCUAUGGCAGAUGCUAUAAGUUUUUCUUGGGGCAGGGGGAAAUGAAAUUUAACCUUCAUUGGCUUGUCCCAGUAUCAAGUGCACAUUCAGGAAGAUUUGCAUAUAAAAGUCCUCUGUUUUAAGAUAACCAUUUUAGAAUAUAAAUAGGGCAAUUCUCUUGAUUUGGGUGGCAAACAAGGUGCAGCUGCAAUUCCUAGGGAAGAGCACAGAGAAGUGAGAUGCGGGAUUCCUGUUGAAAAGCCACCAGUGGCUGCUGGCACUAAGGAUGAACGAAGUCCCCUUUUCCAAGUAUACUGGAGUUGGCCAUUCAAAACAUAUUUAUACUUGGAGAGAAUCUGGUGUAGUAGAGUGAUGGUUAGAUGAAGAGAGUGUAAGAUGCUGCAUUUAAAAUAAGUGCAAGAUCUGGCUCAGAAGUGAAAAGUAUGUUGGACAGACUGGAGAAAAGCAGUGUUAAUACAUCCUGUGUUGAAUAGAGAUCAGAUAAUCAUGUUUUAAAAACAAAAGCCUUUACAAUUGGAAAGUGUCCAAAGCUUAUAUGCUGAGUAUCAUGGGAAUUUUUCUUGUUAUAAAUUGCAUUUUUGUUUUUUUGUUUUAACAAGAAGCUACAUGAAAUGUGGUGGGUGCCCUUUUUGUCACAGCUGACACAGGGAGAAGCUUGAUUAGACCAAGUGCCUGGCACAAUGACUGAUGUCUUUUGGAAGGUGCUUGAACCUCUUGUGCACUGUAGUACAAACAGUCUUUGUUUGUUUGACUUUACUUUGAAUAACUCAGUAACUUUUUAUAGUAAUGUAUAAUUUUGAAUCCUGUUUUCUCAUAGCUUCUGCCUUGGGUUUUUUUCCCUUUUCUAAAUGCCAAUCACAUGGCCUAUUAAGAGCAAUGAGUGACAUAUCACUUUCCCAUGAUGAAAUGUGUUAUGAAAUACAAAUCUUUCUUUUAGUAGCUGAAAACUCAGUCCUGCCUUAAGGUUUGUGAAACCUGUAAUAAUUUUCUUAUAGGCUCCCAAAAUUUUUGUUCCACUUUGCAGUAAAUUACUCGUGUUUGUAGGUUUACAUAGUUAAAACAUAGAAACUAAUGACAUCAUUAUAGCCCUUUAGUGUAGCCUUUUAAAUGUGGAAAGGAAUCUUACAAUUGUCCCUCAUUGCUACUCAAAUAAUUACCCAUGGCCAGCUUGAGCUAUGAAAGACUCCCACAGUUAACUGAAAUGGCACUUUUGAGUUUCUGUACGAUAUAUUUGAAAAAGAAACACUACCUUGCAUUAUAGUACUAAACAUCUUUGUAAUCAACACACAGAAGGGAAAAAACCACCGUAUGAAUUAUGCAGAGUUUACUUUUUAUUGAUAAGGAUUUGUGUGUUAUGCUGAAUCUUGUUUCUGAAUAGAACACCCCUAAUAUUUAUAUAUACAUACAUAUAUAUAUUGUUAAAUAUACAGAAUGAAUUGACCACUAACACAGUACUGGAUGUAAUUGCAAACCCUGUGUUACAUCAAGAGGCCGCCUCUUUGUUUUUGUAAGUCUGUCUAACACUAUCUAGAAAGCUAAGAGUAUUUACUUGCAUUAACUUAAAAGCAUGUUUACUUGUGCCAGUUAUGUGUUGUUGUUUUCCUUUCCUUUUUUUACAUUUUUAUAAUUUCAGAACCUCAGUUACAUCCACAGUUGCCUGUAUCUUAAAUUGACGAGUUGUGGUUGGGGCAAUUUGGUGUGUGGUUCUGCUGGCAUAUGAUUUGCCAGAUGUAUGUUAAAGAAAACUGUGGCCACUCUAGCAGAUGUGACUUGCAUCCUGUCCUCGUGGCAUGCAGCUUUAUUAUACUGUUAGGCAGCUGCACAUUUUAUGCCAUGCAUAAGUGCAUGGCAUGUUGGGAUGGUUAAGUUCAUGCUGAGUUCUAGCAUAGGGAACUUUACCACUGUCUCAAUCUCCUUGCCACACGUGCAAAAGGCAUAGAACCAGCCUUAUGAUUGGCUGGCCAGUCUGGAGCUGAUUUUGGCUGCCUAGAGAUAAGGCAUAAUAUAUUGGAAACAAGUAUGUUGGACAAGCAAGUGUUUUGUGAUGGUAUGCGGUUCCAAUGCAAGCCUUCAGUACACAACUGCCUCUUUCUGUUGAUGUUUUUGUCAUUUAUGCAGAUAAUUCACUUUGUAUAUCAAUAAUGUGUACAAGUGGCUACUGGGGUUUUUUUGUUUUUGUUUCUUCAUUUUCAUAAAAUGAAUGUUAGAACUGCUGCAAAUGAGCAAAAGCCAGUAACAUACCACUUUCCAGUUGUGCAAAAGAGUGCUUGGAUCCAAACAGAAGUUGAUUUCCCACCUCUACUCGGAUAGUGCUUAAGGAAACUCUGCAAGUGAAUGCUCCUAGUUUCUCAAAGGAAGAAAGCUGUAAGUAAUGUAGUGUUUUUUGGUUGCCAAAGUCUAGCAACUUUGGAAAGCUGCACAGUUGUCUUUUCUGGUGUUCUCAAGCAUUGGAACCAAAGGCCAAACUGCAAAAGCCUUUACAUUUUAAAAAUACAAUUAACUUUAUUUUUCAGGAUACACUUGUAUGGUAGACUGUUAAAAUUAUUACAUGGCUAUAUUUAUAUACGGUAUAUUGAUUGCAUCUACUGUUCAUGUUUAAAACUUAAAGUAAUAAUCUAUUCAACUUGAAGAGAGAAGGCAAAUAUAAAGGAUUAAGGAUUGGCCCUCCAUCAAAAUGCUGUUUAUGCUGCUUGAUUUUUUUUUAAAGUUUGCACUUUUUAUUGGCAUUUUAAAACUUGUUUAAACUGAACAGAACUUGUUGUAUUUUAUUUAAUUUAACUACAUUGAAAGUGACUGAACUUAACCAUAUCCAUGCUGUAAAUGAAAGUUCACUCUCCUAUAUGACUAAGUUUAUUGAUGUUUUUAACUUCCAAUGAGGACUGCAGAUGUAUCCAACACAACCCUUAGUCCAGUUGUAUGGCUUUAACCAGGUGCAGUCAUGUGGAAUCUUGCUUUCUAGUGCUGGCAAAAAUGAGGACAUGUUCUUUAAUUAAUGGCUUCAAUAAACACCAACCAAGACUGCUU
Messenger RNA from Podarcis muralis (Common wall lizard), 4609 nucleotides. RefSeq names its product dynein cytoplasmic 1 light intermediate chain 2 (gene DYNC1LI2). Gene Ontology annotation, cellular component: cytoplasmic dynein complex; centrosome. The record is from RefSeq and is a predicted model, not a curated record. Gene Ontology annotation, molecular function: dynein heavy chain binding. Gene Ontology annotation, biological process: microtubule cytoskeleton organization; microtubule-based movement. Lineage: Eukaryota; Metazoa; Chordata; Lepidosauria; Squamata; Lacertidae.